Gigantopelta aegis is the source of this 2560-nucleotide messenger RNA. Its product is annotated as pantothenate kinase 3-like. Gene Ontology annotation, molecular function: pantothenate kinase activity; ATP binding. Bases 143 to 1303 code for a protein of 386 amino acids. Gene Ontology annotation, cellular component: nucleus; cytosol. Lineage: Eukaryota; Metazoa; Mollusca; Gastropoda; Neomphalida; Peltospiridae. The record is from RefSeq and is a predicted model, not a curated record. The transcript is spliced from 7 exons. Gene Ontology annotation, biological process: coenzyme A biosynthetic process.
CUGUCAAUACCGUUGACCUAAUUUACAAGACUGACUGAAUACAUACUCAUCCUAUCAGACUGGUUAUUGAUGAUCCGGGUCCGGGCGUAGCUGGUGUUUUCACUCAGUGUUUUCAAUACCUGUCUGGUUUCUCCUCUGUGCAAUGAGUAUAAGUCACUCUCAACAGGUUGCAUCAGAAGUCUUGACCAAUGGAGUCGAUUAUCCUGCAAUGCCCUGGUUUGGAAUGGAUAUUGGUGGGACACUCACAAAGCUUGUGUACUUUGAGCCAGCAGACAUAUCGGAGACCGAAGAAUUGCAAGAGGUGGAGACAUUACGCACCAUCCGGCAUUACUUGACGGGAAAUGUUGCCUACGGCGACACAGGAAUCCGAGAUGUGCACUUGGAGAUGAAGAAUACAGUCCUCGGCAGUAGAAGAGGAACAAUGCAUUUCAUUCGUUUCCCAACCAGCCAGAUGUAUCAGUUUAUUGAUCUGGCAAAAUCAAAAAACUUUUCCAGUCUUUCCAGUGCAAUAUGUGCAACAGGGGGUGGUGCUUACAAGUUUGAAGAGGAUUUUUUCAAGAUUGUAUCUCUACAACUACACAAGUAUGAUGAACUGGACUGUUUGUUGAAAGGCAUUCACUACAUAGACCGCAGCAACCCACAGUCAGAAUGCUACUACUGGAAAAACCCACAGGAACACGACAAAUGUGAAAAAGUACCAUUUGACUUUCGAGACCCCUAUCCCUAUUUAGUUGUUAAUAUUGGAUCUGGUGUUAGCAUACUAGCAGUUGUCUCCCCUACAGAAUAUAGAAGAGUCAGUGGUACCAGUUUGGGAGGAGGGACCUUUCUAGGACUGUGCUGUUUGUUAACUGGUUGUGAGACCUUUGAAGAGGCGAUCGAGCUGGCUUCAACGGGAGAUUCAACAAGUAUUGAUAAACUAGUGCGAGACAUUUAUGGGGGAGACUAUGAGAAGUUCAAUUUGAAAGGACACACUGUGGCCAGCAGUUUUGGCCAGAUGAUGUCUAAAGAGAAACGAGCUAUGGCAUCGAAGGCAGAUUUGGCGAAAGCAACACUUGUUACGAUAACCAACAACAUUGGAUCUAUAGCCCGGAUGUGUGCCAUUACGGAGAAAAUUGAGCGAGUUGUUUUCGUUGGAAACUUCUUGCGUGUGAAUACGGUAUCCAUGAAGCUGCUGUCAUAUGCAAUGGAAUUUUGGUCUAAGGGAGCAACAAAAGCCUUGUUCUUGGAACAUGAGGGUUAUUUCGGCGCUGUCGGAUGUUUGAUGGAAUAUCUGAAGUUAGGACAUCCUUGCCAUGACCUUUGAAAUCCUGAUCAAGUCUAAUUGGUGCUGGGACCACUACUAAUACUAUACUGUUGUUAUUUAUACAGAGCUAUAUAUUUUCUUAUGAUUAUCAGAGUGUAGUUUACACGCAUAUAAUAGGGUUUGCACAUCGAUAUAUGAACCAUAUAGUUUUUGUUACAAAGACAUAGAAAAUGUGAUAUUAAGUGGAUAGGAAUUGACCAGUGGAUAUAAACUGACAAUCAUGUUUAGCAUUUAUUAAAUUUAAACUGUGAUGCUUUCUUUUAAUGAUCCUUAAAAAAACCCUUUAUAAACAAUCAAACUUCAUUAUGAUCUCAAUACUGAAGUGACAGAAUCGACAAUCGACUCCGAUAUUCAUUUGGUGACUUAAUACAGGCACUAAUCUAGGAUUGAAAAGUAGGGGUGCAUCGAUACGGUCAAAACCGUAUUGCGAUAUAUUGCGAUACAACAAACCGUAUUGCAGUAUGUAUUGUGAUAUAUCUGAUAUUAUUUAAAUUUAAUAUUUGUGGAUUUUUUUAAUGAAGCCAGAAGUGAAACAAAUCCAAUUGUGUACAUUUAACAUAAUCAAAUAAAUAAUAAAUGAAAGGAAUAAAAUGUAUGAGUUUUAACUACCAUAUAUAUGUAUAUAACGUAUGAGUAUUCAGUACUGUGUCGAGAAAAUUAAUAACAGAUAACACCGUCGGGAUAUUUGACAGCUUGAGCUAGCUCCAGGGAGCAUUUUUGUACUUUUCUAGGACCUAGCUGUAAUUACCGGUAGAUUUCCCCCAAGUUUUGUCUGGACAAAAAUCAUGGGAAAAAAACAAAAAACAUUACAAUGACAAACAUUCCACAUACUAGAUGGUCACCUGUAUCGACUUCUAUAUUUCCCAGGCUAAAAAGCAUGAGAUUUUUCGCCUGCUGCCUUUUCGUGUCAUCGCUAAGUUAAAGUUAACCACAUAAACAGACGAGUGGUAUGCAUGGUUAUUUGCACACUUUCGAUAUUUUAAUUGACAGCUGAUAGUCCCGAGUGCACAGCGUGGUACAAUUAAUAAAAUGCUAAGUUUUUUAUUUGUUUGUUUGUCAAAUAAGAUACAAGAAAACAAUAUCGUGUAAAAAUCGCGAUACACAAUACUGUACUGCGGUUCAUAUCAAGCUGAUGAAACAUGGGCCCAUUGGGCUAUUUUUCAUUCCAGCCAGUGCACCACGACUGGUAUAUCAAAGGCUGUGGUAUGUACUAUCCUGUCUGUGGGAUGGUGCAUAUAAAAGAUCCCUUUCUGAUAA